CAGUCAUGCUGAUCUCAGGACUCCUACCUGCCUGAACCUGUCCAGCAUUUCCACCUGUAACCGCACCCUUUACGCCUUUAAAAUGAAAUUGUCAUGAGCAAUAGUGAACAAACCUGUCCACACCACAGGAUCAAAUAUCAGGAACCAGGAGGCGAGCCAAAUCACUUUGUAAUUAAUGUUUUCCAGAGCAUCAGAGAGGAAGGACGGGAGUGUGUGAGUCCGGGAGGCUGUGUCUGAUCUCCGGUUGACCAUUGCCAAAGGGAGCCAUGGACUGGGGCACGCUUCAGGAGCUGUUGAGCGGCGUCAACAAGUAUUCUACAGGGAUCGGCCGCAUCUGGCUGUCCGUGGUCUUCAUUUUCAGGGUCCUAGUAUACGUGGUGGCUGCGGAGCAGGUGUGGGGCGAUGAGCAGAGUGACUUUGACUGUAACACCAGGCAGCCGGGCUGUGCCAACACCUGCUAUGACCAUUACUUCCCCAUCUCCCACAUCCGGCUGUGGGCCUUGCAGCUCAUCUGCAUCUCCACCCCCUCCCUGCUCAUCGUCAUGCACGUGGCCUACAGGAAAGAGCGGGAAAGGAAAAACACCAUAAAACAUGGGCAGCAAUGUCCCAAACUGUACACAGACACUGGGAAAAGGCAUGGCGGGCUGUGGUGGACCUACCUGUUCAGCCUGCUGUUCAAGACGUGCUUCGAGAUCUCAUUCUUGUACAUCCUGUACAGGAUCUAUGACCGCUUUGACAUGCCGACUCUGGUCAAGUGCUCAGUCUAUCCCUGCCCCAACCAGGUGGACUGUUACAUCGCCAAACCCACCGAGAAAAGGAUCUUCAGCUACUUCAUGGUAGCCGGCUCUGCCCUUUGCAUCGUCCUUAACAUGUCCGAGAUGCUCUACCUGAUCUUCAAACGCUGCUUCUAUUGUUGCAGUAGGAGGGCAGGCCGGAGGAACAGGUCAGAGAGGAGACAGAACCAGCUGAACUCCUUCCGUCCUCACCUGAAUUACAGGUAUGUCCAGCGCGACAACGAGAUCCAGCCAGUGGACAACAACGAACAAACCUCCCCGUCGUUCUGUUAAACCAGGACCAGUAGAGCCACGUGCUGAGUGUGUCAGGAGUAGGCAGGGACACAGGCUGGAUAUGUAUCAGUCACUUUCAUGUAUUUCCUGCCCUAAUGAAAUGAAAUGUUGUUGUAAUGUGGAACAGAAGGGAAAUAACUGUACCCUCUCAAGAACUUAGACAGCAUCUUUCACGGAGGAUAAUCUCGCAGAGUUUCACAGAGGCAGAGUGAAAUCCCAGCAAGGUGAGAGUUGACUGUGGUAGAAUUUGGGGAGAGUCAGGCAGGGAAGGAAGGUGCGAAGGGGGUGAUUUUUGGGAGAGACGUCAGAGAAGGGGAAUUCCCCGCAUCCAACAUUUCACGACGAAACUUGCCUCGAACUGACCAAGGAAUAAUGUGUGAACCACCAACAGCCAACCUUGAACCACAAUACAAAUAGGCUGCCACUGUGAUAGCAUGUGGCCAAACCUGACCUGGCACAGACCAGGCGAGCAGAGUGGGUGUGAGGCUGAGAGCCGCAGACUACAAUGACUUACUGACUAUCUCAGCCUUGUCACACAGAUCGUCACCAUCAGGGAUCUGCAGGACCAUUGUCGCAGACAAGACAGGAGAGAAACUUCCUUCUCUUUUCAAAUAGUACUAUGAGAUCUUUGAUGUCCACCUGGACAGACAGAGUGUCUCCCAGCCACAAGUGAUGAUGCUCCCAGCUUCCUACCACUACUUUCUUGGAAAUCUGCUGUGUAAUUCUUGUCAAUCAUGUAUUUAUUGUUCUUUUUCUACCGCACGAUCACCGUGCUAUUGUUCUGUGUAAAUGCACAUUUAUAUCGCACUCAGUAUGUUAUGAGUAUAAGAUGCCAGUGCUACUAAGAUAAUAAUAAUAACAAAAAUAAUAAUAAAUAUAUAGUCACAAUCAUUGGGGGAGGGUAGAAGUAAUGUGGUAUGCAAUGUAAUAAUUUGUUCCGAUGAUCAUUGACACAUCACAUAUCAGAUAUUACCAUCUCCUCCAUAGCCAUUCAGUCCGUGAUCUUUAUAAGAAUUCUUCCUUUUUCCCACUCCCCUACCUCCUGCCUCUCACACCCGCCUGCACCCACAUACCCACUUUUAUAGCUUUCCUCUCCUAAUAACUCUAAUAACCCUCUGUGUAAAAAGAACUCAAAGUCUCUUUAGUGAUGAUCGAGUUACCAGCUCACUGAUGUGGAAAUAAUUUCUCACAAACUGCGUCAUGGAAUCUGAUUGAUAAAGGCCAAGUUCAUAAUUCUGGGAGAGUUGAACUUUUGCAAUCUCAGUCUUUAUAAAAAUAAUAAUACCUGCCUUUGAUACAGUGCCUUGUU
Molecule: messenger RNA, 2376 nt
Organism: Callorhinchus milii (elephant shark)
Lineage: Eukaryota; Metazoa; Chordata; Chondrichthyes; Chimaeriformes; Callorhinchidae
Product: gap junction beta-3 protein-like
Exons: 2
Coding region: 267-1067 (266 amino acids)
Biological process (GO): cell communication
Cellular component (GO): connexin complex
Source: RefSeq, a predicted model, not a curated record